Eutrema salsugineum is the source of this 988-nucleotide messenger RNA. RefSeq names its product NAC domain-containing protein 92. The transcript is spliced from 4 exons. Bases 1 to 915 code for a protein of 304 amino acids. The record is from RefSeq and is a predicted model, not a curated record. Lineage: Eukaryota; Viridiplantae; Streptophyta; Magnoliopsida; Brassicales; Brassicaceae. Gene Ontology annotation, molecular function: DNA binding. Gene Ontology annotation, biological process: regulation of DNA-templated transcription.
AUGGACUGGGAGCCACAGGUGGAGUCCCGCGCGAAGCCUGCGCGAAGCCCGCGCGAAGCACGGAAUCAAUAUGUAGUAGGUGAAAUAGUAGAAGAUGGAAAACAAAUUGAUGUACCACCUGGAUUCAGAUUUCACCCUACUGAUGAAGAACUCAUAACUCACUACCUCAAACCAAAAGUUUCCAACACUUUCUUCUCUGCCACUGCCAUUGGUGUAGUUGAUCUCAACAAGGUCGAGCCUUGGGACAUACCAAGGAAGGCUAAGAUGGGGGAGAAAGAAUGGUAUUUCUUCUGUGUGAGAGACCGGAAAUAUCCAACCGGUUUAAGGACAAACCGGGCAACUGAAACCGGUUAUUGGAAAGCCACAGGUAAAGAUAAAGAAAUUUUCAAGGGUAAAUCACUUGUGGGUAUGAAGAAAACUCUAGUCUUCUACAAAGGAAGAGCUCCUAAAGGAGUAAAAAGCGAUUGGGUUAUGCACGAAUAUCGAUUAGACGGCAAACAUUCUAUCCAAAAUCUUUCCCAAAUAGCUAAGAACGAGUGGGUUAUUUGUCGUAUUUAUCAAAAACGUGCUGAUGGUACUAAGGUUGACUUCUCCGGUUUAAUGAUGCUUGAUUCACACAUUAACCGAAUCGAACCGAUCGAUUUACCUUCGCUGAUGGAUUGUUCUCAGCGAGACUCCUUCCCUGGUUCGUCGACUCACGUGACCUGCUUCUCCGACCAAGAAACCGAAGACAAAAGACUCAUUCAAGAGUCCAAAGACGGUUCUGGUUCUCCGGUUUGCAAUGAUCUUAUGUUUCUACAAGACAACUAUUCGCUAAAGAAGCUAUUGCUUAACGGUCAAGAAAGUCAAGUUCCCGGUAUUGAUCCCUCCGGUUUGGCCGGUACGGUAGAAUUGGAUUGCUUUUGGAAUUUCUAAGUUGUAACUUAUGUCAUCGACUUGUAGUCAUGUGUUCGUGUGUGUAAAAUGAAGAUUCUUGUUACAUUUUUUU